AUGUCUUCUUCCACGACAUGUGCCAUCACCCCAUCCAAUAAUGAUAAUAAUAAUAAUAAUAAUAAUAAUAAUAAUAAUAAUAAAGCCAAACUCAACAACAACAAGAAUACUCCUAUUAUUACUACUCCUACUCCUACUUCUAUUAUUACGAAUGCUAAUAAAAACAAUACGAACAAUACAAAGAAUACCGUGCAGGAUACUUCCUAUCCAAAUGAACGCCGGGCUGCACGGCAUUUACAAAUCGCCUUUCCAAAGGCCGAUCAAGACAUGAUUGACGAACUCGCAUUUCUCGUCUCCGCACGGCGGCACACCAUUGACGACGCGGUGAAUAUUUUGCAGAAACUGGAAUCCGCCAAUAGCGCCGCACCUAUUCAACAACCCCAUGCAAAUAAAAACACCAACACUAACACUAAUAAUAAUAAUAAUAAUAAUAAUAAUAAUAAUAGUAAUAAUAAUAAGAGUAAUAAUACUGCAGCUCAGGCAGCGGCAGCGGCAGCGCAGGCAAAGAAACCCGUGAAUACACAAACUCCACCAGCAAAAACAACAGCCCCCACUACUACUACUACUACUACUACGACGACGACGACGACGACUGCAAAUAACAAAAAUACAAACACUAAUACUAAUACUAAUAAUACCAAAAACACCAAAACACCAGCAAGACGUCUUAGUGGAUCACAAAACAGUUCAUUCGCAACGGCGGCAGUACCACCAUCAUCAUCUCAACAACAACAACAGCGUAAAGUUGGUACACCGGCCAGUGGGGCCAAACCAUUGUUGUUCACAACGACGAUGACGGGUGAUCGUCGAGUGCGGGAUCACUGCCGGCAAAUUGAGACUUUAUUGUAUUUAAAGCGCGUUGCGUAUGAGGCCGUAAAUGUUGCCGAUGAUCCAUUCUUGCAGCGGCGGCUGCGGGAUAUGUAUAUAGCCUCCGAAGGCACAGCCAGCAAAGCCGUUCCCCCCACACCGGCAUUAUUUAUGAAUGGACAUUAUGUUGGGAAUUACGAGAAACUGCAGGAGUUGGAGGAUGAUGGAUUGUUGAUGGAUACACUGCGACGAUGGGGUUACUCUGAUGGGGCGAGUGCAGAGAAGGAGAGCGGGAAGAGUGCGAAUGGGAAUGUGAAGAGUAAUUAG
Messenger RNA from Trypanosoma theileri, 1134 nucleotides. RefSeq lists its product as uncharacterized. The coding region runs from base 1 to 1134 and encodes 377 amino acids. Lineage: Eukaryota; Euglenozoa; Kinetoplastea; Trypanosomatida; Trypanosomatidae. The record is from RefSeq and is a predicted model, not a curated record. The transcript has a single exon.